CAAAACCCACCGUCGCAGCUCUCCCGGUUCCUCCUCCUCCUCCUCCUCCUCCUCUCUUCCUCCUCCUCCUUCUCUCUCUCUCGGGUGUGCGCGACGCCUCAUAAUUCUCUACCUUUCCCACUCCGACCUAGGGUUUCCACGAAACCCCCAUCAAAACCCUAACCCUCUUGUCCCCCCAUCACUAACCGCCCCUCCAACACAAAAAAUGUCCGAUCCCGAGAUACCCUCGUGGUUGAGGAGCCUCCCCCGCGCGCCCGAGUAUCGCCCCACGGAGACGGAGUUCGCCGACCCCAUCGCGUUCAUCUCCCGCAUCGAGCGCGAGGCCGCUGCCUUCGGCAUCUGCAAGGUCAUCCCUCCCUUGCCCAAACCCUCCAAGAGGUUCGUCCUCGCCAACCUCAACCGCUCCCUCUCCAAGUCCCCCGACCUCUCCUCCUCCGCCGCCGCCGCCGCACCCACUACUAGGCACCAGGAGCUCGGGACCCGCCGCGCCCGGACCCCGGUGCCGUUCCACAAGCAGGUCUGGCAGAGCGGCGAGCUCUACUCCGUCGAGCAGUUCGAGGCCAAGUCGAAGGCUUUUGCCCGAGCCCAGCUCGGCGGAUUCAAAGAAGUCACCCCGUUGCUCGUCGAGAGCCUUUUCUGGAAAGCAGCUGCAGAGAAACCCAUCUAUGUCGAGUAUGCCAACGAUGUCCCCGGUUCGGGCUUUGCCGCCCCUGAGGAGCCCUUUAAAUAUUACACUUAUCGCAGGAGGCGGCGGAAGAGAGAGUUUCAUCAGGAGAAAAUUCAAGAACCCAUGUGCCCGCUACCAGUAGGAAGUGAUGUGGAGAGCACAGGCAGCGCGGGGUGGAAGCUCUCGAACAGCCCAUGGAAUCUUCAGGUAAUCGCACGGUCGCCCGGCUCACUCACCCGGUUCAUGCCGGACGAAGUGCCGGGCGUGACCUCCCCGAUGGUUUACAUCGCAAUGCUGUUCAGCUGGUUUGCAUGGCAUGUGGAGGAUCACGAGCUGCACAGCUUGAACUUCCUCCACAUGGGCGCACCGAAGACUUGGUAUGCGAUUCCUGGUGAUCAUGCUGCUGCCUUGGAAGAGAUUGUUCGCGUUCAGGGAUACGGCGGGAAUGUCGACCGGCUCGCGGCUCUUGCUAUGUUGGGGGGGAAGACGACAUUGUUAUCUCCAGAAGUUCUAGUGGCUUCAGGGAUACCCUGCUGUAGAUUAGUGCAGAAUCCGGGGGAGUUUGUUGUGACAUUUCCCAGGGCAUAUCAUAUUGGAUUCAGCCAUGGAUUUAAUUGUGGUGAAGCCGCAAACUUUGCAACUCCUCAAUGGUUGAAGUUUGCAAAAGAUGCUGCAGUACGAAGGGCUGCCAUGAAUUAUCUACCAAUGCUCUCUCAUCAGCAGCUGUUAUAUAUGUUAACUGUUUCUUUUAUCUCUAGAGUACCUGGAGAACUAUUGCCUGGCGUUCGGACAUCACGCUUGAGAGAUCGUAAGAAAGAAGAGAGAGAAUUUCUUAUCAAAAGAGCAUUUUUGCAUGAUAUGAUGAAUGAAAACCAGUUGUUGUGUUCCCUUCAUGCAAAAGAAUCGACUAUGGGUGCAGUUCUAUGGGAGCCUGACCUGUUACCUUCUUCAUGUCUUGUACCCCAUGAGAGGAUGGUUGAUGGUGAUUCUGCAAUGGAAAUGAUUCAAUGUAAGCUCAAAAAUAGCAAACCUUUAGAGAAUGUUCAUGAAGGGACUGACCAUUUAGCUAGCAUACAGUCUCAGAAUAUUUUAUCUGUUAAGACACAGAUCAAUGCUUGUGAUGCUGAAUGCUCGAAUUCUAAGGAGGAAACAAUUAAUUAUGAAGAUGCUGAGGGGGAGGCUGAUGAGGAGGAUUUACCUUUUGGUUUGAGAAUCGAUUCGGGGUCACUAGCAUGUGUUGCCUGCGGUAUUCUUGGCUAUCCAUUCAUGGCCAUUUUACAACCUUCUGAAAAAGCAUUGAACGGGCUUUCUCCUGUAAAUUGUGAAGAGUCUACUCAAAAGAUUGAAGUAUCAGAGUGUACAAGUCAACCUUCACUUGCUAGCAUCAUUAAAAAGUUUGAUUCAGCCAAAGAAUCAUCAUUAAACCAUGUAGAGGCGCGAGACCAGGAGACUUCUGAUGGGGACAAAGCUAGAAUAGGUCAUCAAUCUCUAGAAGGAAACACUUGUAGAAUUAGUAGUUCACAAAUUGACUCGCCAGAUGGUAGGAAACAAGGAUGCAGCACUGCUAUAUUCGAGCAUCCAAUAAAUCAGCUGAGCCAUCAAAAUGAUAGCAGUUCUCCGUCCAGAAUAGGAAUUGUGAGCACUGAAGAUGAUAUUUCUAACAUGAAUAUUUCUGGUGAAAAGGCACAGACAGAUGCAGACAGGCUGCUUGGUGCCGGAGUGGGACAAUGUGAUGAGGUUACAAAGUGGAACACGCAUAAUGGAUUUUUAAGGCCUCGAAUCUUUUGCUUGCAACAUGCUCUUGAGAUUGAGGAGUUGUUGCAAAGUAAAGGCAGUGCACAUGUUUUAAUUAUCUGUCAUUCAGAUUAUCUCACAAUAAAAGCACUUGCCAUGUCGAUUGCUGAGGAAAUUGAUGUCCAGCUUGAUUGUGAAGACAUUCCUUUGCAGAAUGCAUCUCCAUCUGAUAUGCAUUUGAUUAAUAUUUCAAUCGAUGACGAAGAGCAUGAAGAAGAUGGCAAAGAUUGGUCAUCAAGUUUGGGUGUGAACCUACAGUAUCGUGCCAAGCUCAGAAAGCAGUCAUCAGCAAAAGAACAGCUUGCACUCUCUCUUGGGGGAAUAUUUUCUGACCCUGCUCCUGUUUCAGUUGUUUCUAAUCUCAAGUGGCUCUGCAAAAAAUCCCGCACGCCGUGUAAGGUAGUUGGUACAAGCCUGCCUAGAUCUCACCUCCAUAAAGAUACUAAUAAGUUUGGUCGUUCGCAUUGUUAUUAUGAAAAUGUAGAUGAGGAAAACAUGAACAAUUUGUAUGCUGUCCCUAUUACUAUUGCCGAACAUCUGCAAAUAAAUCAACUCGGCUUGUCUGGACAAAGUGUUAGCAGUUCACAUGAGGUCACUCAUUCUUUAAAUUCACAGGGUUCGCCUGUUGACGACAAUACAGAUUUUGUGUCUGGUGGGGGAGAGUUAGAGAUCCAUUCGGAUAAGUCAGUUAAUACAGUCAGUCUUUCUAAUCCUAUGAGCUCAGAAUCUGAUAUAUCCUAUUACAACAUUCCAAUCUUGGCAAGGUUUGAUAUUCCUGAAAAGACCACUAAGGAAUAUAGCUUGAAUAGAAAACACGACAAUGUGGAGAAUUUAGAAGUUAAAGAAAAAACUAUGAGGUUAGAAGAUGAAAGCUUACAAGUUGAGGAAACUAAAAUUCUUGAUGAGAUGAAUUCUAAGCUUGAUGGGCCCCAAUCUGCAAAAUUAGAUUGUGAAUCUUCUUUAAGUGCUGUCUCUAUUGCAGAGAAUACACAAGAAAACUCAUGGGCCGAAAUUCCUGACUCAGAGGGUAACCAUGCUGAAACUUUGGUGCUAGAGGAGUCGUUAUCUGCCCCAGUAUUGUCAUUGAAUGCUUCUGAUAUCCUUCUUGAAGUUGUAGAUGAGGAACGACAGUGUGAUGCUGCACUUGCAAAAGAAAGUCUUGCUCUAGAUGAUGCUGCUCUGAAUGAAAUCCACCACUCUACAUUUAAAACCACAGUGGUUGACAAUGCUGAGGCGAAAGAUAACUCUGAAAUGCUGCAGAAAGCACAACUAACAAAUGUAGUGAAAGCGAGUACAGAGGUCUGUGCUUCUUUUGAAGCUGUUGUGAGAAGUGGGAAAGCGACUAGAGAUAUCAUACACUAUGUGAGACGCAAGAACAAACGAAAACGAGAAGAAGAGCAGCACAAAGGUGAUAGUUCAUACAGCUGUAUUGGCUUUAUACGCAGCCCAUGUGAAGGCUUGAGACCAAGGAGUGGGCGGAACAUACCCCUAGAGUCUGAUACCCCUGUAGUUCCGAAAAAAGUAAUGAAGGCAGUAAAGAAGCCUCAAAUUUCUACCGUUCAAGGAGGCAAAAACAGGGUAGAAGGGCAGUUCAGCUGUGAUCUCGAAGGCUGCCGCAUGAGGUUUCGAACAAGAAGGGAGCUGUCACUCCACAAGCAAAACCGGUGCACUUUAGAAGGGUGCGGUAAGCGCUUCAGUUCACACAAUUAUGCGGCACGCCACCAGUGUGUUCAUAUUGACGAUAGGCCUCUCAAGUGCCCCUGGAAAGGCUGCCGCAUGACCUUCAAGUGGGCAUGGGCCCGUACGGAGCAUGUGAGGGUGCACACGGGCGAACGUCCCUAUGAGUGUAAGGUUGCUGGGUGCGGGCUUACUUUUAGGUAUAUCUCCGAUUUUAGCCGCCACAGAAGGAAAACUGGGCAUUACGUGAGCGCAUCUGUGUGACUGUUUUCAGAGGAACUUUUGCUUUCUUCUGUUGAAGCUUUCUCUUAGGCAGGAGAGAUUUAACAUCUAACAAUCUAACUUUGUAGUUCUAGUGUUUCUCUUCGUCAAUGAUGGAGUUAAGUGUACACUGACUGGAAUGUAGAUUUGCCUAGACUGAUCUUUCAAUUGUCUGUACAUUACUCCAUUCUUUUGUUUCAUUCAAUGUUGCACUAAAUGGGAAGCUUAUUAAUUGGAUGUUGCCCCUCUAUUGAAGUGUUCCUUUUUACCUAAUUAUGUAAUUUUUAUUCUGGUGUUUGAACUAGCCGUAUGGCCUAUGGACUGAGAUCCUGCUGAGUUUAUUAUAUAUUGUUUGUCCA
This is a messenger RNA of Ananas comosus (pineapple), 4758 nucleotides long. RefSeq names its product lysine-specific demethylase SE14. Gene Ontology annotation, molecular function: histone H3K4me/H3K4me2/H3K4me3 demethylase activity. Gene Ontology annotation, cellular component: nucleus. Lineage: Eukaryota; Viridiplantae; Streptophyta; Magnoliopsida; Poales; Bromeliaceae. Gene Ontology annotation, biological process: chromatin remodeling. The transcript has 7 exons. The record is from RefSeq and is a predicted model, not a curated record. The coding region runs from base 206 to 4402 and encodes 1398 amino acids.